This is a messenger RNA of Bactrocera dorsalis (oriental fruit fly), 9980 nucleotides long. It is a transcript of the gene MED1, whose product is annotated as mediator of RNA polymerase II transcription subunit 1. Gene Ontology annotation, cellular component: mediator complex. The transcript has 5 exons. Gene Ontology annotation, biological process: regulation of transcription by RNA polymerase II. Lineage: Eukaryota; Metazoa; Arthropoda; Insecta; Diptera; Tephritidae. The record is from RefSeq and is a predicted model, not a curated record. Gene Ontology annotation, molecular function: transcription coregulator activity. Bases 512 to 5038 code for a protein of 1508 amino acids.
UCUUAAGGUCAUUUGACAACACUAGAUGUUCAUCCCUAAAGGCCCAAAGACCGAACAUAGAUAUAAAGUCACGGGCUUUCUUUCAAAGGACUACGGUUUCAGAAGUCGUAACUUGCAACGGAGUCAAUGAAAUGACGAUUGAACUAACCUUUUAUUAUCGAUAUCUUCUAUCAGGCGAUUACCAAUAUUUGUAUAAUAUCGAUUAGUUUCACACAUUCCUGGUGUUUUUCGAAACUAGGCAGAAAAUAAAGCAACGAUUUUGCAAAGAAAGGAUUUAUUUAAUUUUGAAAAAGUAACUAUAGAAAAAGUAAUAUUGUGCAUUUGUAAGAACAGAUAUGUAAUGCAAAUAUAUGUCUUAAAAAUUUAACGUUAUCUAUAUGAGUAACUAAAGAAAUAAAAAAAGUAAAGUGGUUUGGUGUGAGAAAGUUUAUCGACGGCGGCUUGCCUAGCGGAGCCCCAUUCUUGGUUAAAUUCACCGCAUUUGUUACACGUUGAAAACGCUUUAAAUAAUAUGAUGAACUCCACUGUAGCAAAGACGGCGGUCGGAACAACUACAACAACUGCUGCUCAGUUGCUCAGCUCUGCACCAAGCGCUGCUGAGAAAAAUAAACAAUGGCAACGCGAACUGCUUAUGGAACGCAUACGUACGCGCUCCAAUCAACACAAAUCAUUUCCUGAACUUGCGAAGGCUAUGCGUAUGUCCAUGUUGGAGAAACGUUAUGCGCUCGAUGCAGUUGAGAAAGCUAAUUUGCAAAAAUGCCUUGACAGCAUGCAACAUUGCAUUAAAGUAACAUCACGCCAAGGGCUGGUUGAAAGACUUGAGAGUCUAUCGCGUCAGCUGGGCCUCAAGUUCAUGGAAGAUACAUCGGGUUUGUUUAUUUCAACCGAUAUGUUCUUUUUGGAAAUAAUUUUGGACGCUAACGGCGCACUUACCGAUGUCAAAGUGCAUCAUGAAUGCAAAAUUGAACAGCAGUCAUGCAGUGAAUUGGUAAAUUGUUUGAAUCGGGGAGACUUUGCCGAUUUCACUGUGCAGUUGGAGGGUUUAUCAUCCAUCUAUCAAUUGAAUGCAGAACCCAAAGUCAAAACGAAGGCUUUUGUUGCCUUACAAGCAAUGGAAACCGACUUAUAUAAUCUUUUUCAAAUGCAAAAUUUCACAAAAGAUUCGCAGCAAUUGGUCAAAGCAUCUUCAGUAGGUUUAGUGCUUAAACGACGUGGUGGUCAUCCAAUGAAGCUUAUCUAUUUCGUAUCACCUUAUGAUCUUCUAUCACUGGAUACCAAGUCGUUGCAACCGCUCACUACCGAUUUGAUUACAAGCAAAGAUGUUGGCUUCAGUGUGACAGUGAACCUGGAGGCUUCAUCAGCGAAUAAAUUGCAAAUAUUACCGAUUGUUAGCGUAACUAAUGAUCCACAGACCGGCAUUGAUAUACCAAUAUAUGCUCCGUUGAAUCAGCAAAACUCCAUGCUCUUGCCCGCCACAUUUGUGCUACGUCUAAACAAACCAUUGCCUGUGUGUCAUGCCACCUUGAGAGCUUUGGGCCUGCCACUUGGCGUUGCAUCUGACGGCGCAACCGGUUUGGAUUCACCAGACAAAAAAGACGUUGUCAUAUCGUCGAUUAUGAAUUUGGUAGUGCAAACCGCUUCAGAGCAACAGUUAAAAAACUCACAGAAAGGUCUCUUUGUGAAUUUGCCGGAUCAGACGCAUUGCUACUUCUUCACGGAGAAUAAACAAUUGCAGGCUACCCUUGUUUCCUCCAUACCUUUUACGGAGCCUAUGCAAGUACCGAAAAUUUUAGAUUUUCUAAAACGUCAGGCGCUUUUCUACACACUCUUGGCUAGUUGUGUACGUACACAGUCCAAAAUGGGUAAUGAUAUGGAAUCCACCACCAUACUCGAAGUCAAUGCCAUUUCCUUUCAACAAAUCAGUGUUUCACUGCAACAUACCUUCGAGGAAACAAUGGCAACUCUUGAGUUCGAUUUACGUGACGGCAAUGUAAAGUGUGCACUCUACUCGCUAACACACAACUACGAUCUGCUGUCGUUGAAGCUUACAAAAGUUGUGGAAAAGUGUUUGUCCAUACCGGUGACCAUACGUGCGUUACUCAAGUUUUGGGAUCAAGAAACGAUGAGCAUGUUUCAGCGCACUAUCGGUGGUGGCGUUGGCGGCGGCAUGGGCGGUUUAGGUGGUACGGGCCCUUGCGGUAGCACUGGCAAUGCUGGUUAUGGAAAUUUUAGUAUGGUCAUGGGACCUAAUGAUUCGGGCGGUGGUGUUGGCGGUAGUGCCGGCAUGCGUGGCAGUGGCGUUAAAAUGGAACAACAACAACAACGACAACAACAACAACAAAUGUCCAAUAUGGCUUCCGCAACGACGACCAUGGGUGGUGGUGCUGGUGGCGUUGGUAUGAAUGCAGCUUGCAAUAGCGCUGCCGGCAUUGCAGGGUUUCUGCAAUAUAAAAACGAAGUGAAGCAGGAGGAUUUUCAUGAUAGCCCAAAGAGUCAAAUGCAAAAUAAUUUAGCUUUCCAUGCUGCUGCUGAAAGCAGCUCUUUGGGCAGCGCACAUCAGCUACAGCAAACGCAGCAGCAACAGCAACAACUACAACAAACCGCAUCACCGCAUGAUCAAAAUACCAUUGGCAAUCAAACGGAAAUCGAAAUAGCUGAUAAGUACAAGAACAUUUGGAUGGAUAAAACAAAUUUGAAGAAUUGCGUCAGCAUAACACCAAUUUCACCGGAUAGUAAUAGCAGAGGCGCCACACAACAACAAGGCGUAGAUGUGAAACGCUCCGUCGGCAUAGAAAUUAUUCCAUUGACUGCAGCAAAUGGCGCCAAUGCAAGCGGCGCUUCAAUCACAUUGCCCGGCGGCACGAAUGUUCCGCAAACCGGCGUCAACGCCUCAUCCACUAUCACUAUAACGCCCAUUAACACCGUGACCAAUACGAAUAUUAAUGCCAAUAAAGAUAAAAAAUCGAGCGGCGUGACAGCUGUGGGCAGUGCCGGUUUAAAUACCGGACCGAAUAUGUCUACGGUGAGUGGCAAGCGUCCAUUGGACGUAACUUCAACCAAUGAUACGCAAAAGGAGAAGAAACGUAAAAAGAAGCGCGAUGAUUCACCCAUGGGUCCACCGGAAAAAGUAUAUUCGCGUCAAAAUUCACCUGCUGCCACCAACGAGACCGCUGCCACAGUGGCGGCGCGCAAAUUCUCAUCACCUUCCUCCUCACCAAAAGGUGGCAGCGGUAGCAGCAUGCUAAGCGGCGCUAACACUGGCGCUGCCGGCAAUGCUGCGCUGCUUUCGACACGUCCCAGCCCGAAACAUUCGCCCGUCUAUAGCAGUCCGAAGCAUUCGAAUACCGCCUCCAAUAGUCCGAAGUCACCGUUCGGCACGCAUUCGCCAAAGCAUGGGUCUUCGGGUAAGCCGAGUAUGUCGACACUGAAGAGUGCCACAGCGACCAGUCUAAGUCCGAAAGGCGAUAAAAGCGGUUGUGGUGCCGCAAGCAGUUUAGUUGGCAAUGCGGCGGCCGGUGUUGCGGCUGCUAAUGCAGUGAAAGCAGCUAUGGGUGUAGGUGUGGUUGGUGGCAUGCAACAAAUGAAGUCUAUCAAUCAUUUAGCGGCACCAACAGCGUUGAAUACGUCUGCUGGUGGCUAUAGUGGCGUGAACAAUAUGAGUGGCGGUGGCGCUGGUGGUGUUAGUGGCGGUGUUGGCCAGCUAUUGAGUGGUAAUGGUGCGCCGGGUGGCAUGGAUAUGAAUGCGGCAGCUGUUGCAGCAUCACAAGUGGCAGCUAUGCGCAAAGUGGUGAGUGGCGCGGUUAGUUCGACGGCGUCAACGAUGUCAGUCGCGUCAACAACAGCAACAGCAACGCAAGCGCUCCCGGGAGCGCCAGUGUCGGCACCGCUCCAACACUCACCGCCGGACAUUGGCAGCAGUGAGUCGAAGAGCGGUGGACGUGCCGAGUCAACACAGCAAUUCAAUUCAACCGAAUAUAUGGUGAAACCGAGCCAGGAGGGCUUGAAGCUGACCAUCAACAAGACGAGCGGUGCUGGCAAAACCAGUAUUAGUAACAACAACGCCAACAGUAACAGCAACAGCAGUAGUAGCAGUGCUAACACGGCUACUGCAGCCAACGCCACCACAACAGCUGGGAAGGGUUUAAAAACGGGUAGCGGUUCAACUAAAAAACAACAUACGGGUCUCAAACCGGGCGUUAGCAGUGGACCGGCCUCUAAGAAGUUAGCGUCAGCCAAGUCACCGUCCAAGAAGGGUUCCAUAUCUAAACAUCCCUUUCAAAAGUCAAACUCAUCGGGAAGCUUGUCAAUAAAAUCAACCAAUCCCACUGGUGGCUUGACCAAAAGCUACAGCACAAAUUCAUUUGGCGACCUGGGCGCUAGUGGCGCCACAGCACGUAAGUCCACCAAGAAAUCUGCUGCUUCGUCGUCGUCAACGUCGACCGCAAACACGAACGCCAAUGCAACCGCAACUACUGCACCUGCCACACGCUUGGACCACCAAGCGGACAUGUUGAAAAUACUACAAUAUGCUUCACCGGCAAUGGCGGCCAACAUGGAGGGUUUCAUGAAGGGCUUCAAUAGUAAAUUUCAAAUACCGAAAUUAUCGCAACGCGCCGCCAACCUCGCAAAUGGCUCACAAUCGGCACCGACUACGCCGACUGCACUCUCGCCUGCUUUGAGUAGUGUUAACAGCACGACGGGUGCAAAGGUUGAUAACCCUGCCAACGAAGCCCUACAAUCGCUACACAAUACGCAACAACAACAACAGCAACAAAAUGUUACAACAAUGCAUUUGAGCGCUAAUUACCAUUUGGCACAAAAAACCGAAGGCUUACAAAUGCAUUACGCUAAUCAUCAUCGUCAACAGCAGCAGCAACAGCAACAACACACGCAAAUGCAUAAUCAGCUUACGCAGCACCAGACAGCCUUAACAGUUGACUACCAUCAUCAAGCGUCGGCUGUCGCUCAAUCCAUGGACGAGUCGUCGUUUAUGCCGAACGCUGCUGCCGCGUCGUCGGCUGGAUACGGUGGUAAAUGACAUUACUUAGUUACAUUUAAAUUUUUUAUUUGUAAGUUCCAAGUAUUUGUGUAUUAUUUUAAAUUGUAAUAAUUAUUUUACCGAUCCACCUCGUUGCUGGAGUCCAAUGAGGUUAAGUUAAAGUCUUGGCCACCACUUAAAGAUUAUUAGCAUAUUUGUUACUGGAAAUUCGGUCUGGUUUUGUAUGGCAUAACGCUAGGUAGGUCUGAUAAUUGAAUUCUAUGUUAAAACUAUUCAAGUCAUAUGUUGUUCAAUUAUUCGAGAUACCGUCUGUUUUAGAAACGCUUGCAAUUAGCUCUUACUCUUAGCAUUCGAAGCGUUUAUUCGAACGAAACGACUUAGUUUUUCGACUUUCUAACCCUGAAAGCAAAGUUUGACUUUAUUGCUGUUAUUGUGCCAGCAAUUAGCAUAUCAUUUACAAUCUACAAGCAUCUAACACCAACAAUUUUGUUCCAAAAAUGUAACACUAUUAAGUUCAAAUUGUUUUUGCUCGAAGAUGGCUCAUAGGUAGAGGGCUCGAUUUUGUUGGUCUGGGACUUGCUCUAAAAUUAAUCCAUAGUAUGGAAAGAAAGUCAGAUUAUAAGUCGAUUUUGAUCUGUAAUUGUUAGAGAUUUGAGAAAUGCUGUUGAGUAGAAAGAUCCUAGUCGAAUAUGAAUUGGGUCCGCUGCUGUUAUGUAGAUACGACUAUUCUUUGAGAACAGUUAAUAUAUUCUGGAUCUCCCCAUUCAUUUGAUUAACCUACGGCUCACCUCCAUCAGUCCAGUUAUAGUUGGUCUCCUUGGAACUUGAUUCGUUUCUGCAUUGACAUGAACUUGAUGUUUAGACGCUAGAAAAAAAGAAAAAGAAGCAUGCUGUUAACUAUCAUUGUGGCGCAGUGUUUUUAAAGACCGAACGAUAGCUUUGUUAGUUAUAAAUAGGAUCUGAAAGCUUCUUAGCUCUUGUUGUUGUUAUAGCGGGAAACAAAUAUUCCUGAGUUUUCAGUCCUUAGUGGGAUAAAAAUCCGGUUCCGUUCCAGUUACGUAGACCCUAGUGUUGGGUGGAACGGUUAAUUUCUUAGUUAAUUACUUUGGGAAAUCGGGUUAUCGGGUUAUCCAAUAUUUUCUCAGAUCCAAAUUAAAUACCCAAACACAUUGUUCUUUAUAAAACCGAUCACUUCUUGAAAACUUUCAUAAAUAUUUUUCGGAAACGAGUUUCCAGUAACAAAAUGCAUGUUGGUACUUAAAAUUUGAAAAUUAGUAAAAUCAACGAAUCUAAUUAAGUGAGGCAACACUCCGUUAUGUGCAUAAUAUAUUAAGAUACAUGUUUUAUCCAACAUUAACUAUAAAUAAUAAAAACUGCACUGAGAAAAAUUCAUAUCUUUCAGUGCGAAUUUUGAAUGCCUAAAAGUAUGCAAUAUUUUUUCAAAAUUUGUUUUUUUUUUUUCAAAAUAGUAUAUGUAUAUCAAUCAUUAUUAUUAUAACCUUGAAAUUAUAAUUAUUUAAUCUAUUUUCGUAUACCAUCAAGAAAACAACCACUCACACAAGCAUUCUUGAAAAAUAUUUGUCAAGAAAUUGUUAGUUUAAAAAUAUCGUUUCGCUUGUUUCUUGCUCUAUUGUAUUUACAAUGCUCACAUUUUAGUUUAGAAUUGAUAUUUUUAAUGGCAUGUAAGAGAUAACUGUUUGAGUUCUUACUUAACAUAUAUGAAGAUCUUUCUCAAAGAUUACACGUGUCAGGUAACAAAGAACCUCUGGCUUCGUUUAUGCCUUACUUUUGGCGAAUCUCAACGUUUAAUCCCUUUCCCUUUGAUUUUGGUUUCUACAAAAGGGAUACCAACGGAACGCUUUAUUGGAACAUAUUUGAAUGUUCGCUUAGAAAUAAAAUAUACACAAAAACAUCCAAAAAUUGCAGGUGACCUUCAAAAAAUACUGAAUAAAAUGGCUAUACAAGCCGUCUCGAGUAUUUCGUAGUGCUCUUUGAGGCUAAAAAUUACUGGUUAUUGACCUCUAUUUUCAGUAAGAUGCAUCUUGUAUAAGUAAUGUCCUUUCGUGUGAAAAUACCGAUUAAGAAAGCAUUCAUACAAAAUAUAUUCUGUUGCAGGCAGAACUUGAGUAUCGAUUUCAGAAGCAUUCCUCGAACAAUCAGAGUUGAAAUCUGAUCUCUCUGAAAAUUGAACUUUCUGAAGCGUUCAUCCUUCAAAUAGUCGGUUAUGAAAGGAAUUCUUUCAAGAAUGUAGUAGUAUAUGUCCUUCUAUUGUUCAAAGGUCUAUAAAUAAAAUUAGUCUUUGGAAAUGUAUGUAUAUACUUGCUUCUUUGCCUAUGUCAUAUCUGUCACUAAAGUGACAUUUAAGAAAGUGUUCACCCAUUAAACCCAUUACACAGCUGUAUUACUAUAUGUUCUGGGUAUAUUAGCAUAUCUUAAAGACAAUCUGUUUUGGAUAAACACACUAGUACUUUUUCCUUAUCUUAAGGAUAAUCUCUUACGCAGGCGACGUUUAACCCAAAAACCUAUAACACGGCAGUGGACUAAGGAAGGGGCUGCGUAAAUUCGGGGGAAGCUUAUGUUGGUGUUAUCGCCGUAUCUCGUAAGAAUUAAUUGUAAUCCUUUCAGAGAUUUAAAGUGUUAAAGAUAGUCUGAAGAAACAAAAUAUUAGUUUUUACCUUGACUGACUUUAAUAAACCUUUUUAGAUAAAUUUGUUAUGACUGAAAGUGGUAGCGAUUAUUGUCCAAUGUGACUAGGUAUUGCAAGCUUGAUCUUAAUGAAAAUUAAAGCGACAAAGCAAUAUGUAUUGACAAUUUUUAUUUUUAAUUUAAUAUUUUUAAAUCGAAUAUGAAUAGAAAUAUUUUUUAAACAAAAAAAAUCGAUGACAAAAAUCGAUCAAUUGCGUUCAAUGACGAUAUAGUUAUCGAGAGCGCUUUAAGGGACUGCGUUUUAUAUUUUUGAACAGCCGUUAUACUGAAAAAUACGAUUUUUGUAUAUACGAUACGCAUUUUUUAUAUGGAAAUAUAUCUUGUACAAAGAAAUCGAUAACAAAAAUCGACUCUUUGCGUUCAAUGGUGUUAUGUCGAUAUGGUUAUUGAGAGUGUCUUAAACUUGCUCUUAUGCAGUCAGUUUCAAUAUGUUUGCGACUAACUAGUGAUAAAUAAAAUGUAUGUCGAUAAUUUUGCCCGACAUAAGUUGUUAUCGCAAAACAUAUUAAUUACAAUUUAUUUAUGUUUUUGAACAGAUUGGUGUUUUAUCUAUUAACAAUUGAUUUUUAAAUAUAUGGACUUACAUUUUUUCUACCGAAUCUUAUGUUGGUACUAAAAAAUCGUAUUAAAAACGAUUAUUAUGCGAUGAAUGGUGUUAUAUCGAUCUAAUAAUGCUUAAAUAGUUGCUGUUAAGCCAGCAGUUUUUAAUAUAUCUAUGUAGGACCGUUUUCUGUGUCUGCCAUCUGUUUUUUCUUAGCAGUCAUCUAUCAGUUAAGUUCUGGUAAACUUAAUCAAGACUCCUUCUUUCGAUAAAGAACCUUUUUUUUUGAACAGAACUUAAUUGACAGCUGACACCUGAUCAGACAUGCAGAAAACGGCGCUUAAUUUUAUUAUCAGUAUUUUGUACUAUAAUUAUAUAACCAAAAAUUGUUAGUGGUUUUGAAUAUUUUGUGAAUUUUUGAUAGCAUACUAAUUAAUUAACAAAGUUCGUGUAGUCUUUCUCAUAUUCUCCAAAAUGUUUUUCCAAAUUUGAUUAAAUUAUUAAAAAAAAAGUAUGCAAACUAGCACACAAAAUAAUUUUAUUGCGUUUCGUAUAUAGAAUUUCCAUUUCAGAAUAAAACGCAGAAAAUUUGUCCUUCUAAAACAUCACACAAAUUGUUAAAUUGCUGUUUAUUAUUUAACGAUAACCAUUCUACUAUCUAGCCUUAACAAGCGAUACAAAUAUUAUUAAAAUAUUACUAUUUAUAUAAAAAUUGUAUUUAAAUAAUAAAAUUGAAAUUUUCUGAUAGAUUUUGGACUGAAACGGCUGGGCUAGAAACAAAAUUGAGUACAAAAAUUAAACGAAAAAUAUGAUUUUUGUAAAUUGUAUACCAAAACACACUUACACAACUAUACAUACGCAUUUAAAUGCAAAACAUUGUAAAAUAUAAUCAAUAUUAUUAUUAAGAAUAUUGAAAUUAUAUUAAAUUUUAAAUAUUGCGCAUCCGUUAUAAUACACCCUACUCUUUUUUUACACGGUAGAUACGUUCCUCAGAAAUCCGUGUAAAAAAACCGUGUAAAAAAAGAGGCGUUUCCUAUAGAAAAAGGGGGGAUACGUUCCAUGUCAACUGAAAACCGUGUAAGAUUAAAUAAGGAGCUAUAUUUACUUCGAAAAACCGUGUAAAAAAUGUUGAAAACUAUAAAAUUUCGGACGUGCAUACAAAUUGUAUGUUCAUAUGACAUUUUAUUGAACAUUAAAACUUAAAAUACAUAAUUCAUACAGGUGAAAAAUUGGUAGAUUAAGCAAAAAACAAAAGAAAUCUGGUAAUCCAGAACUAAGAACAGAAAAAUUAGAAUAGAAAUAAGGAAAAACUAUUAACAUUGGUACAUAAUUAUUAUUAUUAUUUGAUAACAAGCGCCAUUGUUUGUGACGAACUGGACUAAAGUCCAUUUCAGCAAUGUAAAUAUCAUGCGAACAAAAUGUGUAGAUAAGAGUUAUAGAAUAAGGGGAUUUCCUAGUUACUACUAUGUAUGUUCAUUUCAGCAAUGGUGCUAAGUGUGGUAAAAACAAACAUAAUUACAAGACAGUGAUUAAAAGCCGUAGUAGAUUACAAUUUUUAGAUUUUUACAAAUAAAAAAUUUUUCUCAACCGUGUAAAAAGAAACCGUGUAAAAAAAGAGUUGGGUGUACAGAAAAAAAGCAUCAUUGUUGAAAUAUUAGUUAAGUUCGAAAGCAAAUUAUUACUGGCAAUAACUGUAAAAAAAAUAAAAACGAAUUGAAAAAUUUUUCAAAAACA